This is a messenger RNA of Plasmopara halstedii, 150 nucleotides long. RefSeq names its product RxLR-like protein. NCBI's taxonomy places the organism in Eukaryota, Oomycota, Peronosporomycetes, Peronosporales, Peronosporaceae. The record is from RefSeq and is a predicted model, not a curated record. The coding region runs from base 1 to 150 and encodes 49 amino acids. The transcript has 2 exons.
AUGAGGUGUGUUGUAGCGUUGAUUUUGGGCCCGUCUUGUGGUCUAUUGCUUCGGGUGCGAGAAUCUCCAAGUCCAAGUCCCGGCGAGGCCUUAUCUAUGAUAUGCAAAUACGCUCUCAUCCACUUUCUGUGCGGCCAAAUUGUUGAAUAA